This is a messenger RNA of Lactuca virosa, 1622 nucleotides long. NCBI's taxonomy places the organism in Eukaryota, Viridiplantae, Streptophyta, Magnoliopsida, Asterales, Asteraceae. The record is from the annotation of a GenBank genome assembly.
ACAAUGUCUUCUUCUUCCCCGAUCUUCUCUUCUCUCUCGCUAGGGUUUACAUAAGAAGUUCGUAUUUGCUUUAGAUUCGACGAUUUCGUCGCUCCGAUCCGUAAUUUGAAUCCAACAUGGAAGGAGGGGGUAGUUUGGACUCGAAAAUCGAGUCUCUAUUGAAUGUGGAGAAGCAAAUGAGACUUAAUGGCGAUAUAGCUGGUACAAAGAAGGCCGCGAUUGAUAUUCUUCAACUUUGUUUCGAGGCUCGUGCUUGGAAGACACUCAAUGAUCAGAUUGUUGUAUUGUCGAAGCGGCGUGGUCAAUUGAAGCAGGCUGUAACUGCUAUGGUCCAACAAGCAAUGCAGUAUAUUGAUGAAACCCCAGAUAUCGAGACCAAAAUUGAACUCAUCAAGACACUAAACAGUGUAUCAGCUGGAAAGAUUUAUGUAGAGAUUGAGAGAGCCAGAUUGAUUAAAAGACUAGCAAAGAUUAAGGAAGAACAAGGACAAAUUGCUGAAGCUGCUGAUUUGAUGCAAGAAAUUGCUGUGGAAACUUUUGGGGCAAUGGCUAAAACUGAAAAGAUUGCUUUCAUUCUUGAACAAGUUCGAUUAUGUUUAGAUAGACAAGAUUAUGUUCGUGCUCAAAUUCUUUCAAGGAAAAUUAGCCCAAGAGUUUUUGAUGCUGAUCCUUCAAAAGAAAAGAAGAAACCAAAAGAUGCUGAAGGACUUGUGGAAGAAGCCCCUGCAAAUAUUCCAUCUUUACUUCAACUCAAAAGAAUCUAUUAUGAACAUAUGAUUCGAUUCUACUCACACAGCAAUGACUACCUUGAAAUCUGUCGAUGUUACAAAUCGAUAUAUGAAAUCCCAUCUGUCAAGGAAGACCCUUCUCAAUGGAUACCAGUGUUGAGGAAAAUUUGUUGGUAUUUGGUUUUGUCACCACAUGAUCCGAUGCAAUCGAGUCUUUUGAACUCGACUUUGGAAGAUAAAAACCUCUCGGAAAUCCCUCACUUCAGGUCUUUGUUGAAACAAGUGAUCACAAUGGAAGUUGUUCAAUGGACUGCUUUGUGGAAUACUUUCAAAGAGGAGUUUGAAAAUGAGAAGAAUAUGUUAGGUGGCUCUUUAGGUGACAAAGCUGCUGAGGAUCUUCAGGAGAGAAUAAUUGAACAUAAUAUCCUGGUUGUUUCAAAGUACUAUGCACGGAUCACAGUAAAACGGCUUGCAGAGCUGUUGUGUCUUACUGUUGAGGAAGCGGAAAAGCAUUUAUCUGAUAUGGUGGUAUCAAAGGCACUAGUGGCAAAGGUGGAUAGGCCUUUGGGAAUUGUGUGUUUCCAAACAGCGAAAGACAGCAAUGGGAUUUUGAAUUCAUGGGCAAUGAAUUUGGAGAAGCUUCUGGAUCUUGUUGAGAAGAGUUGCCACCAAAUCCAUAAGGAAACCAUGGUUCACAAAGCUGCUUUGAAAGCUUGAGACUCAACACUGUUUUCUUAUUUUUAGUAAACAUAUUAUUGCAUUUCGUUACUUCACUUGGGUUUUACUUUUAUUUGUUUAUCUUUUUGUGACCUUGUUGCUGAAUUUGAAUUUGGAUCAGAAAUAGCAUGUAACAUGUUGUACCUUGUUUUAGUAAUUCUAUUCGGUGUUUGGUUA